This is a messenger RNA of Oncorhynchus gorbuscha (pink salmon), 4868 nucleotides long. RefSeq names its product syntaxin-binding protein 4-like. The transcript has 22 exons. NCBI's taxonomy places the organism in Eukaryota, Metazoa, Chordata, Actinopteri, Salmoniformes, Salmonidae. Gene Ontology annotation, biological process: regulation of insulin secretion involved in cellular response to glucose stimulus; insulin receptor signaling pathway. Bases 73 to 2487 code for a protein of 804 amino acids. The record is from RefSeq and is a predicted model, not a curated record. Gene Ontology annotation, cellular component: cytoplasmic vesicle. Gene Ontology annotation, molecular function: syntaxin binding.
GGGGGGUGGGGGUGUUUUUAUCUCCCUGUCUGUGUGUGUUUGAGAAAGUGAUUCAGUCUCUCUUUCUGUGCGAUGGCACUACUGCCUAAGGAGGCAGAACGAUUCGAUGGGCUAUCUCUGCUAUACUGGACCGUCAUGGGGCCUCACGGCAUCAACCGGGCCAUCGAGAGACUGGAGUUCUGCGACUGCAAGAAAGGACUGGGGGUGAAGAUCAUCGGUGGCUACAGAGAGCAGACACGUGAGGAGUUUGGGAUCUUCAUCAAGCGGGUGUUACCGGGAGGGCUGGCUGCUCAGGAUGGAAGGCUUAGAACGGGCGACCUCAUUUUGGAAGUCAAUAAUAUGAGUUUAGGAGGAGUAACCAACGAGAGGGCGGUGGAUAUCCUCCGGUCAGCGUCCGCCUCCAAUCACAUGUCUCUGAUGGUUGCCAGGGACGAUGAAAGCAGGCGGGAGUUCAUUGAGUUGAUGAAUAAGUAUGGCUCCCACAGCAGUUUUAAAGGAAGCUCAGGGAGGGUCUCCCCUACACAGCUCUCUACAGGAGGCAAGACAGACACGGCCUCCUCAUCUUCCUCCUCCAGAUCUACCAGUCCCACCAGCCAGCUCUUCAGUCCUAAAGAGGGGGUCACAGGACCUCCCUAUACCACUGGGCCCCCCUAUACGUCAAACCCCAACACAGCCCCUACACAGCCCAUCUUCAAUGAAAGCAUCAUUCAGUUGAUAUGCAUCUCAAAAGGAACAGGCCUGGGCCUCAUCAUCAAGGGCGGAGCUAACCGAGCCGAGGGACCAAUGGUGUUGAUUCAGGAAAUAGUGCCCGGAGGAGACUGCCAGAGGGACGGUAGACUACAGCCAGGAGACCAGCUGGUAUCGAUUAAUAAGGAGUCGUUAAUCGGAGUGACUUAUGAGGAGGCUAGAAGUAUCCUGACACGCACCAAACUCAGACCAGACCCUACGGUGGAGAUAGCAUUUAUGAGACACAGGACUUCCACCAGUUCUGCUUCCUCCAGCAGUGGCCCCCAGGGUCCUUUCACCCCACAGGGCGCAGCUAGUGGAGCCUCCUCAGUGCCCCCCACCAGGAGAGGGACCCUGGCUGUACUGGGGGCCCUGCCUCCCCCUCGGUCACUGCUCCAGCACAGAAGAACCACGCUCCCUGCAGCCCUCCCUGGAGCUCCCCUGGUGGUGCCCAAGAUCACCUCCACCCUCAACCCCGCCAGUGAGACCCUGCCUUCUGUCAACCUCAGCCAGGUGCGAAUGAGGACAGAACAGACGUGUGUCUCCUCCCCUCCUCAGAGUCCCAGCACCACAGACGCCAAGCCUGAAUCCUCCACUGUAUGGCAGCCAGUCAGCAGUCUCGUACCACAAAGGAAGUGCUCCCUCAGCUCCAUCUGUCGCCUCAAACUGGAGAGGCUGGAGCAGGCUCUGGAUGCAUUGGGACUGAAUCCUACAGAGGCACAGAGACAGACGUUGAGGGCCAGACUACAAACAGACCCUGCUGGGACAGUGGCCUACGCAGACUUUGAGACGCUGACGCGGGAGCUGUUCAAGCUACAGUUUGAGGAGUCAGAGGUGGGAGGUCAGAGGUUAAAGUUUGUGUCAGAAGACCUCUCCAGCCUCCUAGAGUCACCCACCAAAUCACGGUCUUCACUGUCUGACUCUGAUGACCUAGAGGAGAUGGAGAGACUGAGGAAAGACCACAUCGAGGCUCUGAGAGAAAUCAAGAAACUACAGGAGCAGUUGGCAGAGUCAGAGAGACUUCAACUGCAGAUGCAGGGAGAGCUGAACAAUGUCAAACAGGAGGUCAAGUCUGGAGUUGAGGAGAGCCGUGCACUGCGGAGCAGGAUCCACCUGUCUGAGGCAGCCCAGAAGCAGGCCAGAGGGAUGGAGAUGGAUUAUGAGGAGGUGAUCCAUCUCCUGGAGGCUGAGAUAGCUGAGCUCCAGACCCAGAGGACAGAGCAGCCCGGCCAGUCCAGCCAGGUGCAGAAUGAGGCAGAGGAAUUGAAGAAGAGAGUGGCCGUUCUGGAGUGUCAACUAAGGAAGAACGAGGAGGCCAAAAAGGGUUUUGAGGUGUCCAUGGGUAAACUGCUCAACUUCGUGGAGAAUGUCCAAGACUUCCUCAUUGAAAAUCAAGGACCUGUGAAGAGCUACAGCUCCGGUGACGUGAAGGCUGGAGCCUCCUCUCAGCCCCUGGGAGCCCGGGUGGGGAAGAAGUCCCAGUGGACGGCCGCCACACUAACUGCGGAGGCUAAAGAACUCACACGGACUGUUAGCGCCAUUCUGGAGGUGGAGUAUCUUCCAUAUGGAUGGGAAGAGGCCUACACUGCAGAAGGAGUCAAAUACUUCAUCAAUCAUGUGACGCAGACGACAUCAUGGACCCAUCCGGUGACCUGCAGCCUGGCUCUGGGGUUGGGGCUGUCUGAGAGAGAGGGGGAGGUAUCAGCCGACGGACAGGAAGACAGCACAGCCACCUCCAGCCCCGACCACACCAAGACUUAAACCUGGGACAGUUCCAUAGGAUAUAACAUUGCAGAAUCUUUAGAUAAACGUGUAUUGAAUAGACUAGAUAUUGUAUGUCUUGGAGUUGGAUAAUAGAGAGGCCUCGCAGGCAGCUCUGUAUAUAACAUUUCUAUCUGAACGUUCUGUCGUGUUGCUAUUCCCCAAGCGAAGAAAAAACACCAGGCAUUGGUGAAACAACACCAGUCUUCCUGUACAAAUAGAGAUUCAGUAGAACCCUAGAGGUGGAUACAGAGACAACUACCUGAAACCCUUUAGGAGCCCCAACAAAAUAUUGUCUUUAAAAUCAUAUAACUAGCUACACAUAAUGUUUCAUUAAAUGGCAGUGUACGUUAGCUGUUCUGGUGAAUAUGCAGUUUAAACUUUAUAUAUAUAUUUUUUUACAUUGAAACCUAUCUGGAAUUGGGCUGAGCAGUGUAUAGACAGUUAAUUAAUUGUGUUAAAAUGAAUUGCACAAGCCUAGCUUCCCCGUUCGAUGGAGUUGAUUCAUGACUCUUAUUAUAUCGCUGUGGGUUUCUAAAGAGUUACUGGAGUUGCCUCUCCUCCUUCUCUAUUAUAUGUGUAUGCUGCUAUUUAUUCCUAUUACCUCUAUGAGGAACAGUGACCAAGCCCUCUCUCUCUUCAUCUCUCUAUCAACUUCCACAUAAGUCUUUAUAAACAAUUUCACAACCCUCCAGAUUUUUCAACCUUAGAAGCCAGCUUCACAAUGUCUAAUUUUCUUUUCCGAAGCAAAUCAGGUUGGAGAAAACGCCAGUUUUUCUGUUUGCUCCCUGAGCUGCACCUUGGAAUGCCAUUCCGAGAGGUCCACAUUCCGAAAUCGGAAUUGUCUUCUGAAUCAAAAUAUACCAGAAUCUACUGCUGAAAGCUUGGCCUAACAUGCUAUAUUUUUACUUUUCACUUCCUUCACCAGAACUGAUAUGGCGGAGAGGCAAAGGAUUGAGAAGAAGAGUUGGCUUGCAUCUUGUCCAUUGGUCAGAUAAGAGUUGGCUUGCAUCUUGUCCAUUGGUCAGAUAAGAGUUGGCUUGCAUCUUGUCCAUUGGUCAGAUAAGAGUUGGCUUGCAUCUUGUCCAUUGGUCAGAUAAGAGUUGGCUUGCAUCUUGUCCAUUGGUCAGAUAAGAGUUGGCUUGCAUCUUGUCCAUUGGUCAGAUAAGGGUUGGCUUGCAUCUUGUCCAUUGGUCAGAUAAGGGUUGGCUUGCAUCUUGUCCAUUGGUCAGAUAAGGGUUGGCUUGCAUCUUGUCCAUUGGUCAGAUAAGGGUUGGCUUGCAUCUUCUCCAUUGGUCAGAUAAGGGUUGGCUUGCAUCUUGUCCAUUGGUCAGAUAAGAGUUGGACAGAUUGUUACCAGGUGUCUUUAGGUUGUAAUGAUGUAACACAUUAUGUUUUUAAAAGAGUUAUGGAAUGAAAGCAUGCAAUAGCAAGGGUAGUUAUCAAACAUCAUCCUAUUUGCUGUUAGUUAACCUCCUCUUUAGCCUGUAGUAUUUUAUUUGAUUUACUCACUAGUUGAGACCAGUGUGGCUAUUUUUAUCCAAAAUACAUUGAUAACAUGUCUGUUCAGUGUCCUGUAGCGCUGCUACCUCCAUUAAGAGAUCAAUCAAAUAGUAUUUCAAAUGUAUAAAAGGCUGCGUUUACACAGGCAGCCCAAUUCUGAUCUUUUGCCACUUUGCGUCUUUUGACUAAUCAGAUCAGAUCUUUUGCCGAUAAUUGGGCAAAAGAUCAUCAUUGUGCUGCCUGUAUAAAUGCAGUCUAAUACAACAUGUCAAGUGUGUUGUGUUCAUGUCUAACCAACCAUUACCGGUGUUUUGCAUAAUAUUACAUGUUACACUAAGUAUGUAUGAAGUCCUCACAAGGAUACUAAAACAAGGGAAAUUGGGCAGUUUUGGGUUAGGUUAAGAGUUAGGACUAGGGGUUAGCGUAAAUAGGAUUUUGAAUAGGAAUCAAUUGUUUGGUCCCCAGAGAGAUAGUAAAACAAACAUGUGUGUUUUGUGUGUGUGUGUCCAAGCCAAUAUCGACCGUGCCCAAGGCUGGGAGUAUUGAUUUUCCCUCUCUAGCAUGUGUGGUUAAAUAUAUCCCCUUCCUCUGGAAACACAAAUCACAUGACACACACACACACACACACUCUCUCUCUUUCUCGUUCUCUCACUCGUUCAAAGUUCUGUGUUCCAUAGAGCCGUGACGACGAGCAGUAUCAGCAAUGUUGGUACCGUCUCUCCACAGCUCCAUAGUUCCAUAGUGACAGUGUUCCAUACACUCUUAGAAAAAAGGGUUCCAAAAGGGUUCUUUGGCUGUCCUCGUAGAGAACCCUUUUUGGUUCCAGGUAGAAGCCUCUGUGGAAAGGGUUCUUUGGCUGUCCUCGUAGAGAACCCUUU